Messenger RNA from Staurois parvus, 450 nucleotides. The record is from the annotation of a GenBank genome assembly. Lineage: Eukaryota; Metazoa; Chordata; Amphibia; Anura; Ranidae.
AUGUUUCCUUUCUGUUGGACAGAUGCUGCACCGUAUUACACAAGGCCAAGAUAUUAUGACCAACGCGCCUUACCUUUACCCGACAUCCCAUUCCACGAGUCGUUGACCGAGCAGCAAGUGUCCCUUAAAGACAAGGAAAAGGGGCCCUGGAAGCAGCUGAGCCAAGAGGAAAAGAUUUCACUUUAUCGGAUAAAAUUCAACAUGACGUAUGCAGAGAUGAACAAGCCGAACCAAGAAUGGAAGACUGUAAUGGGAGCCAUCUUCUUUUUCUUAGGCAUAACAGGUCUUAUCAUCUGGUGGCAAAGAGUUUAUGUGUUACCUCCACUCCCGCAUACCCUCGAAGACGACUGGAAGGCCAUGCAGCUCAAAAGGAUGUUGGACAUGCGUGUGGGACCCGUACAAGGUUUAUCCUCCAAGUGGGACUAUGAGAAGAACGAAUGGAAGAAAUGA